This is a messenger RNA of Austrofundulus limnaeus, 2773 nucleotides long. RefSeq names its product maternal embryonic leucine zipper kinase (gene melk). Gene Ontology annotation, molecular function: protein serine/threonine kinase activity; ATP binding. The transcript has 18 exons. Bases 137 to 2176 code for a protein of 679 amino acids. Lineage: Eukaryota; Metazoa; Chordata; Actinopteri; Cyprinodontiformes; Rivulidae. Gene Ontology annotation, cellular component: cytoplasm. The record is from RefSeq and is a predicted model, not a curated record. Gene Ontology annotation, biological process: protein phosphorylation; intracellular signal transduction.
GGAAGCAGGAAGUGCCGUCAACAUUAGAGCGAAAUUCAAACUUGUGGAAACCAAACAUUUUACAGCUUGAGGGUUUUGUGGUCUACGUUUGUUUUCAGACUUAACUCAGGUUUAUUUUUGGCUAGCUGGAUCCGGGAUGCCUGUGGAAAGGACUGAGCUGCGCGGAGUUGCAGACCAUUAUGAAAUUUAUGAGACUAUCGGCUCAGGGGGCUUUGCGAAAGUCAAGCUGGGUCGACACAUCUUGACAAGAGAGAAGGUUGCCAUCAAAAUCAUGAAUAAGAAAGAUCUUGGGGAAGACCUGCCCCGUGUAAAGUUGGAGAUAGAAGCCAUGAAGAACUUGAGUCAUCAGCAUAUCUGUCGACUGUACCAAGUCAUAGAAACGUCUUCACAGAUAUUUAUGAUUCUUGAGUACUGCCCAGGGGGAGAGUUGUUCGAUUACAUUAUAGCAAAGGACCGACUGUCGGAGCAGGAAACCAGAGUGUUCUUCAGGCAGAUUGUGUCAGCGAUGGCCUACGUUCACAGCCAGGGAUACGCACACAGAGACCUUAAACCGGAAAACCUGCUGAUUGAUGAGAACCAUAACUUGAAGCUCAUAGACUUUGGCUUAUGUGCCAAACCCAAGGGGGGGUUGGGUUAUGAGCUGAAGACGUGUUGUGGGAGUCCUGCAUACGCUGCUCCUGAACUCAUCCAGGGAAAAACAUACAUUGGAUCAGAGGCUGAUGUAUGGAGCAUGGGGGUUCUGUUGUUCGCUCUGCUCUGUGGCUACCUCCCCUUUGAUGAUGACAACUGCAUGGUCCUUUAUAGGAAGAUUACAAGAGGUAAAUACGAUAACCCUCAGUGGCUCUCUACAGGAAGUAUCCUCCUCCUCAACCAGAUGAUGCAGGUGGACCCAAAGCGUCGUCUGACUGUCCGGCAUCUGUUGGAGCAUCCCUGGGUUAUGAAGGACUAUAACAGCCCUGUGGAGUGGCACAGCAAGCAGCCGCUUGGCCAUCUAGAUGAAGACUGCAUUACAGAGAUGGCAGUCCACAUGAAGCGGUCAAGAGAAAGCACCACAGCACUCGUGAAAGAGUGGAAGUAUGACCAAACCACAGCCACCUACCUGCUGCUGCUGUCGAAGAAGCAGAGAGGAAAGCCUGUCCGUCUGUGUCCUGAAGCAGCUGUCUACGAGGGGUCUCCUCUGCACCAACUGCAGACAAGAGAACUCCUUCAGUACAGUGAGGAUGACGAUGCUGUGAUUAUUGGAUCUUUGGACUUUUGCUCAGACUACCUUGAUGACUGCCAGUGGACCUCUGUCCAACAGCACACGCCCCAGAGAGUCCAAGGUCAUCUGAACGGAAACACUAACAGAGACACGAGGCUGGCCUCACCUUCAGUGGAAAACAGAUACGCUUCCAGCCCGACAGCAGAGAGGGGGAGGACGCCGACGCCACACCACCAGAAAAGGAAGGAGAAAGACCGCGAACAGAUCAGCGAAAACAAGGAGAACGUCGCCGAGGAGAAAAAAGAUGAAACGUUUGCGUUGCCUCCGCCACGCACCCCGGCGUCCAGCAAGAAGAGCGCUCGCCCCAACAGGAACGUGUUGACCACUCCCAACAAAAACACAAACAGCGCCACCAAAUCCACUGCGGGAACACCUAAAGGUGGUGACAGUGUGUCUAAGGAGCAAAAUAAGAAGAAAGCAGCAGAAAACAAGGAUUCUGCAAACAUAGAAAUACUGGCGUUCAGUCCAGAGCGAAGGUCUAGGUCGCUGGAUAUGGCUGCCACAGAAGACAGUGGGAAGAAGAAGCGAGGAGGGAAAAUGUUUGGUUCCCUGGAGAGAGGCCUGGAUAAAGUAAUCACCAUGCUCACCCCGAGUAAAAGACGAGCCCAGCGGGACGCCCCGCGUAAGAUUAAGGCUCAGUAUAAUGUGACUCUGACCAGUCAGACCAAUCCAGAUCAGGUCCUAAACCAGAUCCUCUCUGUCCUGCCGGAGAAAAAUGUUGACUUCACACAGAAAGGGUACACCCUGAAGUGUCAGACCUGGGGGGACUUUGGGAAGGUGACCAUGGCGUUUGAGCUGGAGGUGUGCCUGCUGCAGAGGCCAGAGGUCGUUGGGGUUCGUCGCCAGAGGCUGAAGGGAGAUGCUUGGGUUUACAAACAUCUGGUGGAGGACAUCCUCUCUACAUCCAGUAUCUGAGUUAAAAAGCUCUCUGCAGUUAUACUGCUUCCACUUAUCAACACAAAGGACUUUGAUGCUGCUUUUUUGUAACACAACCUUCCUUUGUGUCUUCAUGAAUGGAGAAAGACUCAUCAGUGAGUGAGAAAUUGGAACGGAGGAAGAUGUGCACAUUAUUAUGUCUUCUCUGGAAUAUUUCUGCCUUUAGGUCAGCAUUAUAUAAAAAACAUGAUUUAUUAAGUUUAUGUCAGGAUUGUGUGUUAAUUUUGCUUUAUGUAGAGCAUGUUUUACUUCCCUUUAUUAUUAUUAAAGUGAUUUCUAUAGGAUUUCUUUUGAUAAAUAAAUGAGUAUGAAACAUAGCACCAUCCUUCUGAUCUGCUUAUUAACAUCUUUCUGUCUUGAUGUUAUUCAGCCCUGAAGGAGUAACACUUGGCUGAACGAGUUAAAGACACAGAUCAUCACUAAUUUACUAUCACUGUUUGUUUUUUAAUGCCUUCAAUUGUCUGAUGUUUUACACUGUUCUUUAUGCGUUUCUCUGUCUCAUUGUCACUCUGUUUUAUGAUAGUUUUAUUGACAAAGUAAAAGGAACAAAAUAAAUGAUUUCUGCUUUUACUAAGA